CUUCCCAACAACAACAACAGCAGCAGCAGCAGCAACAGCAACAACAGCAGCAGCAGCAACAACAACAGCAACAACAACAACCACAACAACCACCACAACAACCACAACAGACUCCACAACCCCAGCCACAACAAUCUCCAGCUAAUCAUCAACAGGUUAUUCAUCAACAACCUCAUCAACAGGCGCAAUUUAAUCGUGUAGUAAUUGACGGUAGCCAAAAUGGCGAUAUGUCAAGUCCUCAAAGAACAAACAUGAAAGUACCACAAACAGUGGCGACAGCAGGAUUACAGCGACGCAUAAAUAUGCCACAAACUAUGCAGCGCAUGAAUUUCCAGCAAAAUCAUACACUUCAAGCUUUAGCAGCUCAAGCCCAGACACAAAAUCCUCAGCAAAUUCAAAAUCAAGUGCAACAACAACAGAAUCCUGGAAUUAAUCAAGGACAGGUUCAACAACAAGCUUCUCAGAUUCAUAUGACUCCAAAUCAAGGGCAAGCACAAUUAAAUCCUGGAACGAAGCGUGGUGUUGAAGGUCAAGCUAUUAAUCAAAAUAUAAAUCAGCAGUCCACAUCGCCAGCUAAGCGACAGAGACUAGAAAAUUCCCCAUAUGUUCCCCAAAGACAGCAACUACCCAAUCAACAAGGACAAAUUACGAUUAACCAAAAUAUGCCAAAUAAUAUGAUUCUAACUACGCCAUUUGAAACGUCAGCUUCUCCUGAUUUGUCUGCCAAGCGUCAAGCUCAGCUCACCAAUGGGAAACCAAAAGGCAAUAACCAACAAUUGCAACUUGGUCGAAGUUCGCAACAACAGCAGCAACAGCAGGUGGCGUCAAUGAAUAAAACUAUUUCACACGUUAAUCACCAAAUGAACCCUAUGGGCCAAAAUCAAAUUCGCAGCGAAUCUGAACUUGCGAAUCAGAUAACUUCUGCAAUUAAUUCUGCUAAUGUAGCUAAUGAAACCCUUAAUAAUAACUUUCUCAAUAUGCAAGGCUUAAAUAAUCAAGUUAUGCAACAAGCACAACAACGUAGUUACAUGAUUCCACCAAACGUGAUACAUAGAAAUAAAUUAAAUCAAAACAUGCUCCUCGAGCAGAAACAACGUGAACAGCUUGGUAUUCGCCAACCUGGAUUUCUAUAUUUACAACAGCAGCAAUUUCAACAUCCAGUCGUACCACAGCAAAUUGGGGGGGUGCCCGUAGCAGUUCAACACCAGCAACGUGUAAAAAAUGAUCCAAAAAACUCUACUAAAACACCACCAACACAGAGUCAGCCACAAGCUCCAAGUGUUAACCAAUCAAAUGCAAUUGCUACUCCGCAACAACAACCGAUAGUUACAAGCGGGGUGCAGACCCAAUCACAGCAGUCCGCCCAGACAACGGCGACAACAGACAUAACGGACAAGUUACAAGAUACACAAUCAUCAUCUCUAAAUAUGAGCGUGGAAGAAGCGAUAAAUUUCUCGGUGAAUUAUGACUUGACACCAAGUUUUGGCAUUGGCGAUAUAAACGAUAUCGUUAACUUUGAUGAUUUCGUUAAUUUUGAUGAGCUUGGGUCUAGCAGUAACGCUGAGCCAAGCGCCUCAUCGGAUAACGCUAACUAAAAUUUGCCUUUGGUCGAAAAAAAAAACAAUUCGAUUUUCCUUCCCUCACUCUUGUAGUAUAUAGUUUUCUCCGGUGUGUCUAUUUUUGGCGGGAAAAAAUCAAUGACGAACUAUAAUGUAACUAGAUUAUAUUUAGUUAAAAAAAGACAGAAAAUAUAUAAUAUUUUUACAGUAUUUACAUAAGAAUGUAUGCUUCAUUAUAUUAUUAUAUUUCAAUUAUUUCAGACACGUAUGUGUAUAUUAUUUUAUGGGUAUCCACCUUUUCUCCCAUUUAGUAAAAGUAGUAUAUUAUAUAUUAGUAAUGAUAAAACGUAUCAAAUUCUUUUAAUGGGUUUUUUUCUUUUUAAUACUUAUUCUGUAUUACACCUUUAAAACUUUUCCUAUUAAAUUAUAAAUUAAGC
Molecule: messenger RNA, 1996 nt
Organism: Rhizophagus irregularis DAOM 181602=DAOM 197198
Lineage: Eukaryota; Fungi; Glomeromycota; Glomeromycetes; Glomerales; Glomeraceae
Source: RefSeq, a predicted model, not a curated record